GUUACGUCAGGAAGCGUCAUUAUUUCUUAAGACGUUUCUCGUAGAGGCCCAGUGUAUUUCAUGCAGGUCCGCUUCUCAGAGACGAUUCGAGUAUUAGAGACUAGAAGUAAGAACUAUUCUUUUGAUCGGAGCCGGCGUUGCACUAUUCGUUCUUUGAUUAGAUUUACCUUGACUUAAUCUUUCUCAGUUAAAGCAUUUGUGAACGAUGGGAACUAGCAACGAUAUCUUCCUGUUAUUCGCCUCUUACCAGAAAAGCCUCGACGACGAGUCUCUCAGGGAGGAGAUACGAGAAACUACGAAUCAAAUCGAUCGGAUUUCAAGAGAAUUAAUAACGACAUUUCAAGUCAUUCAUUUUAACGACGCAACAAAAAACCUAGCAUCAUGUAGACAACACUAUACAACCUUGAGUAAAAUAAUACCGAAAAAUGAAUUUCACAAAUAUCACGAUAUGUGGAAAAUGUUGACGCAGAGGAUUGUUUUCACUGUAGCCCUGAUGAGAUUUUUAGAAGGAGAACUGGCGACUAGAGUGUACAUGGCUAAAAAAUUAUCAUUGCAGGUAGACUGCACGAAAGGGUUCCACUAAUUAGAAGACUAUCAUGGCUUGUUACAACUGGCGUCCGAACUGGCUUGGUAUGCUGUCACGAGUGCCACAGCUGGAGAUUAUUCAAGACUGAUACAGAUUUCGCAGUUCGUGACUGAGCUCAACGCUGGCUUUAGAUUGUUAAACUUCAAAAAUGACGCCUUAAGAAAACGCUACGAUGGCCUCAAAUAUGAUCUUAAAAAGAUGGAAGAAGUUGUGUAUGACUAUCUAUACUUGGGCUAAAGCCCGCUUAAAAAACAGAAGGGACUGUUGAAGGAGGAAACUAAUGUUUUAUAUAAUUAAGUGAAAACACUUUUCAUGGGUUAUUUGUUUUCUUUUGAGGCAGGUUGCCAAAAAGAUUCCUUGAUUUUUAUUUUACAAUAAAACAGAUACUUGUAUAAUUUUUUAUAUUAAAUUAAUAUUAUUACUCAUU
Messenger RNA from Cimex lectularius (bed bug), 1013 nucleotides. RefSeq names its product translin (gene trsn). Lineage: Eukaryota; Metazoa; Arthropoda; Insecta; Hemiptera; Cimicidae. Gene Ontology annotation, molecular function: RNA binding; sequence-specific DNA binding; single-stranded DNA binding. Gene Ontology annotation, biological process: RNA metabolic process. Gene Ontology annotation, cellular component: cytoplasm; nucleus. The record is from RefSeq and is a predicted model, not a curated record.